AUGGCUCUCCAAAUCCAGGUGUUUCCUAAAUGGCUCCAAAGAAACCUCAGCUCAGAAGCUCGCAAUGCCAGAUGUUUUUAUUUUUCUUCUGCAGGUUUUGGGCUCCUUGCAAACAGCUUCUCUAAAGUGAAGCGCUGGAUUUCUGAAACCGUCCUCGCUGGACGUCGCGACCUUGCUCGAGCGGCCUUGCGGGCCGGAAGCCGGAUCGCCUGGACGCGCGGCGCCCCCGUAGGGCCUGCGGCCGUUCCCGGCUCUCACGCGCCCCCGCGGCGGCCCUGGCCCAACGGCGCCCCCGCGCCCGCGUCCGCGCCUCACCUGCUGCCCCGCGGGGCCGUGGGACCGCGCUCCCGCCGCCGAGCGGAAAUGCCCUGCGCGGGCGCCGCACCCAGGCCGCCCCGGGCGGCGCCCCCUGCAGGCAGCCGCCGCUCCGCCCGGCCCUGCGGCGCCCGGGCCCUGGCCACGCCGGCCCCAGCCACGGACGCGGCACACCUGCUGAGUGCGCCCCACCCGGACUCGAACAACCAACUCCCCUAUCUGGGGACGCCCUGCCGCGGACGCAGACUCAGCCACUUCCCACUCCUGGAAGCCCCACGUCAGACACAAGCCCUGACAGCUGGGCACUUCUGCUUAGCUCUGACUCAGGGCUGGACCGGACACACCUGGCGCCCGCAUCAAACCCAGAGGCUCGCCAACGACUCCAAGAACGGCGGGCACGCCACACCAGUCUAGGAAAAUGACGCAGACAGGUGAAUCAAUA
Molecule: messenger RNA, 757 nt
Organism: Sciurus carolinensis (gray squirrel)
Lineage: Eukaryota; Metazoa; Chordata; Mammalia; Rodentia; Sciuridae
Exons: 2
Coding region: 1-729 (242 amino acids)
Source: RefSeq, a predicted model, not a curated record